UAUGGCAGCUCACGCCAUUCUUCUCCGCUCCCUCCUGAAGACGAAGUGGCAAAAUGUAACUAUGGCGGAAGUAAUCAACGCUAUCAUUCUUUGUCAAGUGAGCCCACAAGAUCAGCGCAUUGAACAAGUAGCACUUGAGAAGGAUAUCAAGACCGAGGACCAAUUUCUAAGUGAAAUGAGAGUUCUCGCUCUCGCGAAGAGGCCGGCGUCUUCGACAAGUAAUACAUCAACUGGCUCUGAAACCAAACGACACAAGCUACCUGACUCCCGGAAUAAGUGCCUUUACUGUAGUAGGGUAAGGAUGGAGAAACAGAAGGAUACGCGACGCCUUGAAGGAAGCCGACCAGCUACAUCGUCCAAGGUGUUUUGCUUCAAGUGUCUUGGGAAGGAUCAUGUCGCGCCUGAUUGCCAGUUACUGCGGGAAAGAAACUAUGAUUCCAAUAACGAACGUCGAGUCGGCUCCUACGCGGUGGAGUCUCCAACUGGUAGAUUAAGUCAUCUGGGUGAGUCGUUCCCAUUUUACUUCAAUUCUGGAGCCGAUUAAUUAAAGAGUCCG
This is a messenger RNA of Bombus impatiens (common eastern bumble bee), 556 nucleotides long. RefSeq lists its product as uncharacterized. Lineage: Eukaryota; Metazoa; Arthropoda; Insecta; Hymenoptera; Apidae. The transcript is spliced from 2 exons. The coding region runs from base 2 to 544 and encodes 180 amino acids. The record is from RefSeq and is a predicted model, not a curated record.